This is a messenger RNA of Nerophis lumbriciformis (worm pipefish), 1548 nucleotides long. RefSeq lists its product as uncharacterized. The record is from RefSeq and is a predicted model, not a curated record. NCBI's taxonomy places the organism in Eukaryota, Metazoa, Chordata, Actinopteri, Syngnathiformes, Syngnathidae.
AUGUCGAAUACAAAACCGAGUGGAUGUUUUCUGUCGUUGUGCGAAGCGGAGUGAACCGGUUAGAAUAGUUUAAUUUUCUAUUUCGUCUUUUUUUUCUUUUUUUUUAUCAGGAAGACUGCGGGAUUAUCGAGCAUCUCGCCGUCCGACCAGACAGCUGGCAGACGGACUGCAUCCGAUGCUGCCUCCGAGCUGCAGAUGCGGUCUGCGUGGGUCCAAAGCCGGUUUAAGACCCCAUCUUAGAUGAAACUUGAGGACUGAACUUUCAAACAUGGAUAAACAUGACAGACUCGACUGUGAUGCUCGGGAGUGAGGAGGAAAGAGGCUGAGGAGGAGGAGGAGGAGAUGGGCUGCACCUCCGCCAAGCAGGUGUCUGCAGUACCCACCAGUGAGGAGGACCAGAGCAAAGCCCACAGCAACGGAGACCUUUUUUCUGAUGAGUACAAGAUGAAAGGAGUGGAGAAAGUCAAGUACAUCAGCGGGGACGAGGGAGGAGUGGAGGGCCAGGAAAGCCCGGAGAAAAGUGCUUUACUUGGGAAAAGUCAACACAUGGAUGAAACAGGAUCUAAUGGAAAUGGAAAGAUGCUAAGCAUCCAUUCUUCAGAGAGCCAGCAAGAAUUCUUCAGGAUGCUGGAUGAGAAAAUUGAAAAGGGCAGGGACUACUGCUCAGAGGAAGAAGACAUGACAUAGCACCCCUCAGCCAUCACAUUAAGAGGAUGCCAGUGUUACAACCAGUCUAAAGUGGCAGCAGGGCAAAACUUUAUGGAGCAACUUCUUGCCCUCCUGCUCAGUAUGAAGCUCCUUCUUGUCUCAUCAAAUGACCAACAUCAAGAGUUGAUGGGGAAACUUAAUUUCAGUUCACUUUCUUGAAAAGCCAUUAUAGGACGUCAGGGAUUCUGGGAGAUCAAGAGAGAUUUUUCCCUGCUUGGACAACUCCUUAAGACGGUAUUACAGUACAUUGCUGCUUACAUCAAAAUCUCAGAAGAAUCAUUUGUCAGUCAGGAAAAUGGGCUUCAUGCAUGGAAGCUUUAUGACACUAAACUCAGCCAAUUACAUUACUUUGCCUUGAGUCAUCUAUUAAUGAAUAGUUUUUUUCAUAAAGUGCAUCAGUGCAUCUUACAGAGACUCCUUAAUAUAUUGGUAAUAAGACUAUACAAUUAAAUUAGUUGCGCGUACAAUUUGGGAGCAAAACUGCAUCCCAAUGUGUCAUGCAUGAGGCCCACUGUGUCUCUCUGCCUUCUUUUGCAUUUCAGGAAACUGUUUUGGAAUCUCUUUUCUACAAUAUCUGGGCCAAAAUAAUGUUUGGCAGUCUACAUUCCUUUAUUAUAAUAUAUUAUGUUAAACAAGGCUCAGGUUUGAAGUGUUGUCGUCGUCUACUCACCUAUCACAACAUAUUAAAACACUCACAAAGUCGCCCGCUUUAAUAUCGCGUUCAGGUGAGCCCGUUUUUUGGGUGGAGUCACAUAUCGUUCUGUAUUUCACUCACUUUACGUGUUGUUUCUAUGUUGACCUUUUGUUUUUAUAGGAAAAAUAAAAGUGUUUUUGAAAACU